AUGUUCAAUGUUUCUUUUUUUCAGUGUAUCAGCACAAAAAUAGAAGCCAGUGGCUCACACCAGCACGGGCAGAGAAGGUCAACCGCCGCCAGGUCCGGCGGUGGUUCCUCGUCGGCCGGCUCGUUUAGUGCAGCGGCGACGACUGGAACCGCCGUUAACGGACAACAACAUCAGUCAUCGUCCUCCUCGUCUGCUGGUGGUGGCGAUCAGAAGAAGCGCCAUUCUACUGCCAGCAAAAAGAAAAUGCGUAUCAUGGGUUGUGUCCUAGGCAGUAACGGUGGAGGGACAGAAGCAGAAGAAGAGGAACGUGAACGCGAAAGACUUAAUAAACAAGUAAAUAAAGAAAUCAACAAAGAAUUAAAGAAGGACAAAAAAGUUCUACGUGCCACUCACAGGCUUUUGUUGUUAGGAGCUGGAGAAAGUGGAAAAUCAACAAUUGUAAAACAAAUGCGCAUUCUUCACAUUAAUGAGUUUUACGAUCAUGUUUCCAAUUGUUGGGCGGACAAAGGUGUUCAAAGCUGUUUUCAACGGUCUAACGAAUAUCAGCUCAUUGAUUGUGCCAAAUAUUUUUUAGAUAAAGUUGAUGAAGUUAGAAAAUUAGAAUAUAAUCCCUCUGAACAAGAUAUUCUUCGUUGUCGUGUUAUGACUUCUGGAAUAUUUGAAACAAAAUUUGAAGUUGAUAAAGUGCGCUUUCAUAUGUUUGAUGUUGGAGGCCAAAGAGAUGAACGUCGAAAGUGGAUUCAAUGUUUUAAUGAUGUAACUGCAAUUAUUUUUGUGUGCGCAUCCUCCUCUUAUAAUUUGGUGCUUUUGGAGGACAGUACACAAAAUCGAUUGAGGGAAUCUUUAGCUCUUUUUAAAAAUAUUUGGAACAAUCGGUGGUUAAAAAGUAUUUCUGUUAUUCUUUUCCUCAAUAAACAAGAUAUGCUUGCCGAGAAAAUCAAAGAGGGCCGGCAUAAAUUGGAAACUUAUUUUCCCGACUUUGCUAAUUAUCAACUGCCAAUGGAUGAGAGAAUGCCUUCUGAUGAAGAUUCUAAUGUGUACAGGGCUAAAUGCUACAUUCGAGGAGAAUUUUUAGUGAGUUUGUUUUUUAUAAAUUAA
Meloidogyne enterolobii is the source of this 1098-nucleotide messenger RNA. The record is from the annotation of a GenBank genome assembly. NCBI's taxonomy places the organism in Eukaryota, Metazoa, Nematoda, Chromadorea, Rhabditida, Meloidogynidae.